This is a messenger RNA of Siniperca chuatsi (mandarin fish), 2218 nucleotides long. RefSeq lists its product as uncharacterized. Lineage: Eukaryota; Metazoa; Chordata; Actinopteri; Centrarchiformes; Sinipercidae. The transcript has 5 exons. The record is from RefSeq and is a predicted model, not a curated record. The coding region runs from base 790 to 1473 and encodes 227 amino acids.
AGCGGUGGAGACACAAAGGCACCCUACAGCGCUUGGUGAAUUAUUGAUGCUCAUGUGGCAUGCUGACAGUGAAUAGAGGUGACCUUGGGUGGUAGUGGGAGAUUCUUAGAAAUCCUGUCCCUCCCCUGGUUUGCUCUAUUUCUGCAGAUCUGAUAAGACUGAUUCUGUUUUAACUAUGGAGCGGCUAAACAGCUGGGAGCUGAGCCUUAGUGUUUGAGAUCAGUGCUGGCUAGUUUGUGAGGGCCUCUGGGAGGGAAGUAGGUCAUGGACACUGACCCCAGGUAUGUUUGUCUCAGCAGGGGGGCCUGGGGCUUAGGAGGAUUAGUGGCUGAGUGCUCAGGUAGCACAAAGAGUUGUUCUGCUUCAGCAAGGAUGCUCUUAACCUGUCUCUACUUCCAACAUAGUAGUUUCAUCAUAAUAGCUAUAAGCUAAACAAAAAGUUUUUACCUUCUAGGUGUUCGCUGACUAGGACCCAAGCAGGAUUUAUAGCUACUGAUGCAUGCACAAGAGAAAUACUAUGUUGUGAAACAUUAAACACAGAAAGAGGAAUACAUACCAGCAAAACAGGUGGCAUGCACAACCCAGCAACAAUCCCCCCCCCUCCCCACACACACACGCACACAUAUUUAGCAACUUUGCAGAAAAAGAAAGUGGAAGUAAAAGAACAACAGACACACAAGUGUGAGGGAAAGGGAGGAGCCACCAGGUGAAAAGGGAGGAGAAGGAUGUUCAUGACUUUCAGGUGGACUGGAGGGAAGCAGUGGCAAAUAAUUAAGACCAUAAGUGAAGAUGGCUCCCCAGCUAUACAUCACCAUGUACAAAGAGCAGUUUACCUCUCCCGGCAGAGCGAAACGAGAACAACCUCGACCGACCUCUGCCCACCGCAGGAACAAUCCCCAGCCCCGGCCGGACUUUCUGUUUCCCUGGAGUCUUCAGUCCAACUACAGGUCACGCCUACAGCACCCCUCGCCCCCCGUGGACACUGGCCGUCCUCUCUUCCCCCCUGUCAAUCAAUUAUCAUUCCACAGUCCAGUUAAGACUUGUCCUGACAACUAUCUAAACAAAGUGGACACAGGCAAACAAAACCACCUGCCCCCUGUCAAUCCAUCCACAGUACAAGCUCUGCCCUCUGCUGACGGACUGCAGAAACUACAGCUGACUGAGCCUGCUGGCACUGGAUAUAAGGUCCACACAACUUUGAAGAACCCAGCAAGGAUGGAUUAUCAGAGGAAUGUUCAUCCACUCUCAGCACAGCAACUCAGGCAACAUACAACUGCUCAGCUUCGGACAAGACCGCAAACCAGUAACCCACCAGCAGCUCAACACCACUUUCCACGGGCACAAUACCGGAGGUCUAGUUCUAAUAGCAGCUUGGAUUAUAGUGGGUGCUACAGCUGCUUCCAUGUGGUGAAGCCCUACCAAGCUGGACACUACAUCAUACACCCAGAGUUUGUGUCUGAGUGCCUUCGUUAGGACUAUUAGAGCACUGGCUUCCAAAAUGGGGAUCGGGGACCUGCAGAAGUCCUUGAGGGGGCUCCGUGGGUUCCCCAGCAAAAUGAGCGAUCGUUAACUUCACCAUUGUUUAAUUCUCUACUAAUUAACCCAGUGAGAGAGGUGUAAGAAUGAAUAAUGUCACUGCUGGCUGCACUCUCACCACUGUUAUCUCCCUACAUACAGUGUGGACACUUUUACAAUUCAAUACUAAAUCAGCGGUAAAGAUCUUCCCAUAAGGGGCUUGUGGUGAUCAAAUCGAAUGAGACGCUGUGGCCCUAAUGUGUAUGUCUAUGACAUUAAAAUUUUAUCCUUUUAUUAGAGAGGUCUUUUUCUUCAUGUAGGAAUUCUUUCUUGUAUGUUAAAAGAGAAAUAGUGCUACAAACAAUGAAACUUUACUCAGGGGUACAGACUUAUUAUGGUGAUUAUUAUAGGUAUUUGCUCGUGAUACCACACAGUAGAUAAAAUAUACCACCAGUGCUAAUUAGGUCAUCAUAUUGCAUAGCACAGAUAGACCUCAAGUCCCCACAGAAGUAGCAUAGGUUUUAUUUUUCAACUUUGCAAAUGGCUUUCCCCCCAGUUUUUUUAAAAACAUUGUUUUUGGUUCAUUUGCCUCUCAUUAUACAACCAGUGUGUUAUGUGAAGUUUUUCAACCGGUGUGAUUUGCUUAAAUCAUGUAAAACAGUGUAAUCAGUGCAGAAUGAGAAAAUAAAGAGUUCUGUUCCCA